AUGGAUACAAAGAAGCCAAGAAUGAAGAAAGAACAGCAACAAUAUUUAUUAAACUUCUUGAUGAGGAAUUCGGAAACGGUUAACAGGACUCCACAGCCCAUUGUUGAUGUUCUGGAUCCUCAUGUUAAACAAAACAUAGUCAUGGUUUUGGAUGAUACUCAACUGCCAAAGCCCAAGCAGACGUUGAUUUUAGACGCAGUAACAGUUGAUAUACAUUCAGACACUGAAGAAGAGCCCCCGAAGGAAGCGGCUAUGGUGGACGCGUUGACACCGACGGCGAGUCACGAUGGGGCGACUGUCGUCACUUCAAUGGCGACGGACGCGUCAUCAAUACCGACAGCAUCUCGUGUUGGUCGAAUUGCGGUAGACGCGUUGAUGAUGCCAGCGGCAAAUAGGGAUCUGGCGACGAUCGGUUGCAGUCGUGAACGUGAACAGAACGUGAACGCGUCGAGCAACGCCCCGUACGCUCGUGCCGCCAGCCGAUUCAGCCACCCCGCAAGAAGAUGCCAUGAUAGCGGCUUUAAGGGAGGGAGCCCAAGCGCAGAUGGCGCUCGCCAAUGCGCAAACAGAGGCCGCUUGGUAUCUUGGCGAUUGCAUAAUGCGUGCCGCUACCAUGUUCGUCGAAGCGAUCAAUAA
Molecule: messenger RNA, 636 nt
Organism: Parnassius apollo (apollo)
Lineage: Eukaryota; Metazoa; Arthropoda; Insecta; Lepidoptera; Papilionidae
Source: the annotation of a GenBank genome assembly